UAGUCAGCACAAAACUUUAUUUAUUAGAAUCGAAACAAUAUCGAACUGACGGAGACUUAAAAUCAAACAAAAAUGUUUUCCCGAGUCUUAAGACCCUGUUUAUAUUUACGGAGGAGCAUUGCCACUUCGACUGGUUUGCGUUACAAGGAUCCCAUUUAUCCUAUUUUUUUGGACAAGGUUCGUGAGUACAAACUUAAGAGUCCUACUGGAAAGCCCGUAGAUGUUGGUCCGGAAUACGAGGCGGAACUUAAAGAAACCAUCGAUCGCCUGGCUCUUAAGUAUGGAGGCGGUGAGGGCAUCGAUAUGCUCCAGUUUCCCAAAUUUGUGUUGCCUGAUAUAGAUAUUGAUCCCACUUCGAUUUGUGAGUUACCCGAAUAUAAACAAAUGGUAGAGCAAAAGAAAGCUUCUGAGGCCGCGAAAAAAAUGGACCCUAAAUCAAAAGGCAAGGAUAAUGAUGUGAAGGGUAAAGAUGAAAAGAAAAAAGGUGGUGAUAAAGAGGUAAAAGCCGGAGAUGACAAAAAGGGAAAAGAUGUCAAGAAAGCUGAAGAAGCCAAGGGCAAGGAUGAAAAGGACAAGAAAAAAUAGCCAAUUGUACAAUUUUUACAAAUUUUAGAUAAAUAUUAAUAAAGUUUCUAUGAAGUUGCAAUAAAA
Drosophila ficusphila is the source of this 651-nucleotide messenger RNA. RefSeq names its product ATP synthase-coupling factor 6, mitochondrial (gene ATPsynCF6L). The record is from RefSeq and is a predicted model, not a curated record. Gene Ontology annotation, biological process: proton motive force-driven ATP synthesis. Lineage: Eukaryota; Metazoa; Arthropoda; Insecta; Diptera; Drosophilidae. Gene Ontology annotation, molecular function: proton transmembrane transporter activity.